GCGCUCUGAUCAAAAUGCAUGUCAACGCAUCAACCACAGUGGUUGUUUUAGCUUUGCAAAAAAUUGCCUAAGAAGGUUAGUUAACUAUAUUUAGAAGCGCUUGCAUGACUCAGCACAAGGGAACAACCAUCAAAGACAACGUCCUGCGCUCACCAUAUGGUAAAGGAACUGAAACAUCGCAAUCAAGCUAUUUAGAUCCUAUUCGGAUGCCCGGUGGCUAUAUUUGCCAUGCUGGGGCUAUAGAUAUGAAAAAGCAGAAGCUUUACUGCUGCCUUCGCAGCAUAGUUGGCUGCCGCCGCCCUCGCCUUUCACCCGAACAACUUCAUGUGAAAGUCCACAUUAGCCAGGUUUACAUCCAUAUACAGACCAGACAAAGAAAAGCGUCACACCCUGUUAGUCGUGGUCGUGAAUGCUCGCUAGGUGCUGUAGCUUAUCGAGGUGGUUCUACUUCCAUUGGGCCUUGUCACAUCAACACGGCUUCCCCGUUGGAGGGAGCGCUUGAUUCCAGGCGUUCUUUCUCCUGGUACUGUGUUUCAUCGGGACGUAGGGACCAAUUGCUGCGGCAAUGUGUAGGAAGCGAGCACCAACCUAGUCAAACUACAAAUUGUUCUAGAAAACACGGAACCCGUAGCUUUACUUUAGCUGCCAUGAAUCACCGUCGGAGUUCCUCUAGCUCUUCAACAUACGGAGCUAGCGCAUCUGCAGCUGUACCGGGUGCAUCACCAUGUCGAGCAUUUAUCGCUUUAGGGAGCAAUCAAGGUGACCGCAUUGCUGCGAUCGAGCAAGCCUGUCGAGAAAUGGAAGCUCGUGGCAUCAGAAUCAUACGGACUAGUGGCCUCUUCGAAACGGCACCUAUGUAUGUGACAGAUCAAGAGUCAUUUUUCAACGGUGUUUGUGAGAUCGAGACUACAUUGGGUCCUACGGCCUUAUUAAACACACUUCAGUCAAUUGAGACUGGUAUGGGAAGACGCAAAAUUAUAGACAAAGGGCCUCGUAAUAUAGACCUUGAUAUCUUGUUAUACAACAAUUUAAAAUUCUCCGACCCUCGACUGGACAUACCCCACAAACUCAUGUUGGAGCGGGAAUUUGUCUUGCGGCCUCUUUGCCAACUAAUACCUAAAGAAUGCCCUCCCCUUUCAGACAAAAAACUCUCAUAUCAAUCGUAUCUUGAGUCCCUCCCACCCUCCAAUCCCCCCCCGGUUGCCGUAACCCCGUUAUCCCCUCACCUACCACCCCUCAAGCCUUCCGACCCCACACGCACAACACACCUAAUGGCCGUCCUAAACGUAACGCCAGAUUCUUUUUCUGACGGCGGACAAAACUCCCCCGCAAACCUCGCCGCCCUCGCCGAGACUAUUCGUACCUUUAUCCGUAAUGGUGCUACCAUAAUUGAUGUAGGCGGCGAAAGCACUCGCCCAGACUCCGUCCCCGUGGCUGAACAAGAGGAACUCUCUCGAGUUAUUCCAGCCAUCCGACUUAUCCGUUCCCUACCAGAGGCCAACAAGAUCGCUAUAAGUAUCGAUACGUAUCGUGCCGCCGUCGCGGAGGCGGCAGUUAAUGCGGGAGCAGAUAUCAUCAAUGAUGUCUCUGCGGGUGCCAUGGACCCAAACAUGCCUGCUACUAUGGCGAAGCUCCAGAAGACGGUGAUGCUCAUGCACAUGCGCGGCACGCCGCAGACAAUGACCAAACUUACCGAUUACAGCGCAUAUGUUCCUAGCAGCGGCACCGGUAGCGCUAGCAGCGGCACCGGUAGCGCUAGCAGCGGCACCGGUAGCGCCAGCGGCAGCGGGCUAAUCAAUGGCGUUGCCAAUGAACUCAUGGAGAGAAUUAGAGCUGUGGAGAGUGCUGGCGUGCGGCGCUGGCGGAUCAUUCUCGAUCCUGGAAUUGGCUUUGCGAAGAACCAAGCGCAGAAUCUAGAGUUUCUGGGGAACAUGCAUUGUUUGAAGGAGGGGUAUGAAGGAUUGCGCUAUUUUCCGUGGUUGGUGGGGACGAGUCGGAAGGGGUUUAUUGGACGCAUUACUGGCGUUACGAAGCCGAAUGAAAGGGUUUGGGGUACCGCGGCGGCUGUGACUGCGGCUGUUGCUGGUGGAGCGGACGUGGUGAGGGUUCAUGAUGUUGAGGAGAUGAGGCAGGUGGUGAAGAUGGCGGAUGCGAUUUAUAGACGUGGCGAUUGAAGGAGUUCAGUGGGUUCUUAAGGGGUGUUGUGUAUCACGUUUGUCCUUUUAUGUUCACUUUUAUUUUUAUUUUUUUGGUGCUAGUGUUCAACAAAAGUUAUGAUCGGACUUCUUUUAUUUCAACAUCAUGUAUUAUGGAUUCUACUUCAUGGACUUUUAUAUAUAUUUGGAUCGAUACGAUGAUAUGGCGGCUGUCUACCUUUUUGUAUGCUAGCGGUGCAACAGGCUAAAUUUCAAUUUUAAUGCGGAGCUCGAAUAGCGUCCAAUGGAAUUGCCCAUUAUAUCGAGCAAAACGUUUUGAACCGGUUGUUUAAGGUGUUAUUUACAGAGGCAUCAACUAGAUUUUAAGAUUG
Molecule: messenger RNA, 2527 nt
Organism: Blastomyces dermatitidis ER-3
Lineage: Eukaryota; Fungi; Ascomycota; Eurotiomycetes; Onygenales; Ajellomycetaceae
Product: dihydropteroate synthase
Exons: 4
Coding region: 105-2174 (689 amino acids)
Biological process (GO): tetrahydrofolate biosynthetic process
Cellular component (GO): mitochondrial envelope
Molecular function (GO): dihydropteroate synthase activity; 2-amino-4-hydroxy-6-hydroxymethyldihydropteridine diphosphokinase activity
Source: RefSeq, a predicted model, not a curated record